This is a messenger RNA of Suncus etruscus (white-toothed pygmy shrew), 997 nucleotides long. It is a transcript of the gene BASP1, whose product is annotated as brain abundant membrane attached signal protein 1. Gene Ontology annotation, molecular function: transcription corepressor activity; transcription cis-regulatory region binding. Gene Ontology annotation, cellular component: cytoplasm; nucleus. The transcript is spliced from 2 exons. The coding region runs from base 220 to 918 and encodes 232 amino acids. The record is from RefSeq and is a predicted model, not a curated record. Gene Ontology annotation, biological process: negative regulation of DNA-templated transcription. Lineage: Eukaryota; Metazoa; Chordata; Mammalia; Eulipotyphla; Soricidae.
GGCAGUAGCGGCAGCGGCGACGGCGUCGGCGGCAGCGCUCCAAGUCGCUCCUUUGCUCCGGGCUGCGCCGUCGAGCCGAGCCGAGCCGAGCCGCACACCCAGCCUCGCCUACGGCCGAAGGAGCAGCCGGCCGGACUUUCCGCAGCCUCCGCGGGCCCGUGCGCGUGUCCUCCCCAGCCAGGGCCAGCCACAGGCAGCCCCCCAGAGCCGAAGUCCACGAUGGGCGGCAAGCUGAGCAAGAAGAAGAAGGGCUACAACGUCAACGACGAAAAGGCCAAGGACAAAGACAAGAAGGCCGAGGGCGCUGGCACCGAAGAGGAGGGAACCCCCAAGGAGAAGGAGGCCGCAGCACCCACCACUGAGGCGCAAGAAGCCGCAGGAGACAAGGCUGACAAGGAGGCGCCUGAUGCCAAGGCCAAGGCCGAUGAGCAGGCGCCCGACAAGGGCCCUAAGGAAGAUGCCACCUCAGCUGCGGCCCCGAAGGCUGAGCCAGAGUCCUCGGAGGCCGCUCCUGAAGCCAAGGCCAAGGCCGAGCCGGGCCCCGAGGCCCCGCCUGAUGCCCAGGCCAAGGCCCCCGCGGCAGGUGGAGACGCGCCCCAGGCCGAGGCGGAGGCCAAGGCUGAGUCCGCAGGCCCCAAGGCCGAGGCCCAGGCCCCCGAGGGUGGCGAACCCACUAAGACUGAGGCCCCAGCCGCACCUGAGACGAAAAGCGACGGGGCCCCAGCUUCAGACUCUAAACCCAGUGGCACCGAGGCUGCCCCAUCGUCCAAGGAGGCCCCGUCGGAAGCCCCCAGUUCCACAGUCAAGGCCCAGGCCCCCGCAGCCCCUGCAGACGCCGCUGCCACCACCACCGAUGAGCCCCAACCCGCCGAGGCCCCUGCCGCCAAUUCGGAGCAAAGCGUAGCUGUCAAAGAGUGACAAGGACAGGAGCAGCCGCGUCUAGAGGGGGACAGGAAAGGGGCCAGCUAACAAGGCCGUCUCUCUCUCUCUCUCUCUC